Pelecanus crispus (Dalmatian pelican) is the source of this 777-nucleotide messenger RNA. Lineage: Eukaryota; Metazoa; Chordata; Aves; Pelecaniformes; Pelecanidae. The record is from RefSeq and is a predicted model, not a curated record.
GUGGAACUUGCAAAAGAAGAGAAGUGUGAAUUUCUGCCUUUCCUUUCCCCUCGGAAAGUUGUACUUAGAGGUGGACAAAUUGUUGCUAUGGAGUUUGUUCGAACCGAACAAGACAAUGAUGGAAACUGGAAAGAAGAUGAGGAUCAGGUUGUCCGUCUGAAAGCUGAUGUGGUGAUCAGUGCCUUUGGCUCCAUUUUAAGUGACACUAAAGUCAGAGAGGCCAUGGCACCUAUCAAGUUUAACAGAUGGGGUCUCCCUGAAGUAGAUCCGGAAACUAUGCAAACAAGUGAACCCUGGGUUUUUGCAGGGGGUGACCUUGGUGGUCUUGCUAACACUACGGUGGAAUCGGUAAAUGAUGGAAAACAAGCUUCCUGGUACAUGCACAGAUACAUACAGUCCUUACAUGGUGUUGCAGUUUCUACUGUUCCAGAACUACCACUCUUCUAUACUCCCAUCGAUUUAGUAGACAUCAGUGUAGAAAUGGCUGGACUGAAGUUUCCAAAUCCUUUUGGCCUUGCCAGUGCAACCCCUACUACUAGUUCUUCAAUGAUUCGAAGAGCUUUUGAAGCUGGAUGGGGCUUUGCUGUCACUAAAACGUUCUCCCUGGAUAAGGAUAUCAUAACCAAUGUUUCUCCGAGGAUUGUGCGUGGAAUUACUUCAGGUCCUAUGUACGGCCCAGGCCAAGGCUCUUUUCUGAACAUCGAAUUGAUCAGCGAGAAAACAGCAGCCUACUGGUGUAAAAGUAUUGCUGAGCUGAAGGCUGACUUUCCACACCAC